Messenger RNA from Morchella sextelata, 183 nucleotides. RefSeq lists its product as uncharacterized. Gene Ontology annotation, biological process: mitochondrial respiratory chain complex I assembly. The record is from RefSeq and is a predicted model, not a curated record. Lineage: Eukaryota; Fungi; Ascomycota; Pezizomycetes; Pezizales; Morchellaceae. Gene Ontology annotation, cellular component: mitochondrion. The coding region runs from base 1 to 183 and encodes 60 amino acids. The transcript is spliced from 3 exons.
AUGUCGCAGCCCCGAACACGACCAAUUCAGAAGCUCGCCACGGCAGUCGGAAAAUGCACCACCGAGGCGGCGGCGUACGGGAAGUGUGUGAUCGAGGACUAUAAUGAUGUGCAUAGGGAUAAGUGUGCAAAGGCGUUUAUGGCGCUGAAGGAUUGUGUACUUGCGGCUUCGAAGAAGAAGUAG